ACUUUAAAAAAAAAAUAUUUUCUUAUAUGGGGCAUAUACUGUCCUUUAUACUGAAUAAGCCGCAGAAAUAUAGACGCGUUAUAUUUUUCGAAGAUGAAAUAAUGAAACUAUCGUCCAUAAUAUAUACCGGUGAAAAUGUGUUGACGAUUGAAGAUAAAACUCAAAGCGGAUGCAGAGUGUUAUUGAACCGGGAGAACCUUAUUCAACUACAAUAUCUGGAGCGGAGCAUUAUAGAAAGUAUUAUACGAAAAGAAGUAUACAGCAUACCAUUAAUUCAUUACCAGUCCGAGGAGUUUGUGACAUAUCUAAACGAGAAAUGUACACAGAUGGAGUCAUCACCUAAAAAUUUGGAUGAGAUGACGACAUUCAUUAAAAACGUACAAGACGAUCGAGGUAUAAAAUCUUUUCCAAACCUGUCAAACCAAAUACAAAUGUGUUCAACUAAACAACUAGCAGAAUCUGUGCUUAAUAAGGUAAUUCAUAAAUAUUGUUGGGUACGUUAUUAUCAGCGCCGUCGAAGAAGGCGGUGUGGGAACUAA
This is a messenger RNA of Myzus persicae (green peach aphid), 539 nucleotides long. RefSeq lists its product as uncharacterized. The transcript has a single exon. The record is from RefSeq and is a predicted model, not a curated record. NCBI's taxonomy places the organism in Eukaryota, Metazoa, Arthropoda, Insecta, Hemiptera, Aphididae. Bases 27 to 539 code for a protein of 170 amino acids.